Messenger RNA from Penicilliopsis zonata CBS 506.65, 1055 nucleotides. RefSeq lists its product as hypothetical. The record is from RefSeq and is a predicted model, not a curated record. The transcript is spliced from 2 exons. Bases 285 to 1013 code for a protein of 242 amino acids. NCBI's taxonomy places the organism in Eukaryota, Fungi, Ascomycota, Eurotiomycetes, Eurotiales, Aspergillaceae.
ACGAGUCAUUCUAAUCACACCCAAGGAAUCAUUAUUAGCUUCUUUGCUUGGAUUUUUUUUAUGCCGACAAACCACACCAAUCUGGAUUGCCGGUUCGAUUCCAAUGAAUGAUGGAGUGCUCUAUAGUUGUAAAAAUUUCUCGGCGUGCUAAACCUGAAAAAAUACCUACCCACUAUCAAUACGCGGCCGCACAUAGUAAACUAUAUCCUGCCCCUCUAUCUUUCUAUACCUAGCCUAAUAUAUCCGCUUUUCUAACCCGAGGCUCCAUCAGAGUUAUCUUCUUCAUGGACGACAUCACCAGUUCUAGGCCUGAGUCACCAGGGAUUGAUGCUUCAUUUAGUUUGAGUGAGUCCCUGGUGCCUCCAAGGGACCUAAAAACGGCAGGGAUAAGCAGUGUCACUUUUGAUGGCCUACUGGAGGUGCCUCUACACCUCAAAGAAGAUCUGAAGGAAGGAUGCGGAGGUCAAUUAUGGCCAGCUGGAAUGGUUCUCGCUAAAUAUCUCCUACGCCAGCACAAGUCCGAUUUGAUAGAUAAAACCAUUGUCGAAUUAGGAGCCGGCGGUGGCCUUGUGGGAUUGGCAGUUGCUCGCGGUUGCGAUGUGAAUCAAAAUUCUAUUUAUCUCACAGACCAAAAACCCAUGCUUGAACUCAUGCAAACAAAUAUUCAACUGAAUAAUGCUUCAUCUACAGCCAUGGCAGGCAUACUCAAUUGGGGAGAAGAUCUUCCCGACUUCAUACCUACUCAUCCAGCGGUCGUUCUAGCUGCCGACUGUGUUUAUUUCGAACCCGCUUUCCCUCUUUUGAUCGAUACACUUCAACAACUUCUGGGCCCAGAAUCUGUCUGUUACUUUUGUUAUAAACGACGGCGAAGAGCAGAUAUCAGGUUUAUGAAACAGGCCAGGAAGGUAUUUCAUAUCGAAGAGAUCCAAGACGAUCCCGAUUCCGAAACGUAUAAGAAGGAGAAUAUUUCACUUCACCUGAUACGUUUGAAGGACACUACUACACAUAACUAGGAACCUGGAAAGUGUUGAAAGGAUAGUUAUAGAUAAUUAGGU